Messenger RNA from Arvicanthis niloticus (Nile rat), 3401 nucleotides. RefSeq names its product solute carrier family 6 member 16 (gene Slc6a16). The record is from RefSeq and is a predicted model, not a curated record. Gene Ontology annotation, cellular component: plasma membrane. Gene Ontology annotation, biological process: nitrogen compound transport; sodium ion transmembrane transport; amino acid transport. NCBI's taxonomy places the organism in Eukaryota, Metazoa, Chordata, Mammalia, Rodentia, Muridae.
GCGGUCAGGAGUUGUGAGCACGUGCGCAGGCUCCACCGCAAACUCCUCCGCCUUGGUCGAGGAGGCGAGACGCCGGCAAUGGCGCAGAGGCGCGGAAACGGCGGGAAAGGCCGCGUGGGCUCACGAUGUGGGAACUGCCUUAGAGGAGGCCGGAGGGCCUGGGGAGGUUGCUAGGUUUCCAAGCCGAGGCCUCCGGGACCUUUUCAUCUCAACAGCCGCUGGAGAGCUUAGCGGGGAUCUCGAGGCCCGGGCGAACCCGGAAAACUGCCUCCUCGCUCGUCUGCUGCGCCUGCCUGAGGCAAGGCCUGAGAGUCAACCUCCACAGCCCCAGAGGGCUGCUCUUUUGGGAAGGCGACCCGGCCCAGCUCCCUUUCCGGCCCGGCAGGGACAGCCAUUUCCGGUUUGGAGGACUCAGGACACCGGCUUGCUUUCCUUUCUGAGGCCAUAGUUCCAGGGAAGGAGGGUUCCCCAAGCUCCAAGGGGUGGAACUCUAUGGAGUCGACCAACUUGGGCUCCGUCUCUGCUAAUGUUCAGCUGUGGGUCUCUGAAUUCACUGCCAUCUGCGGCUGGGGAAAUCCUUUUGAUGACAUCUGAGCUAGGCAUUGAUCUAUGUAUGAGUAUAGCACAACAUCAAUAGGGAGAGCCAUGCAUCCCUCGUUGAACCCUCCUUGUUACUUAGCCUCUCUGGAUCUGUGGAUUGUAGCCUGAGUAUCCUUCACUCAACAGCUACUGUGCACUUACAAUACACUCCUUGCCCUCUGUCCUGUGGAACAUUUGAAGAGCCAACAAAGGUCAAAGCGUUGGGACACAGCUGGCAAGGCCAAAAGUGGCCCCAGACAUGAGGUCCAUUAAGGAAGGUGAAAAUGCACCUUCCCUUGCCAAAUUGAGAGCUUCUCCAUCGGAUAUGUCUCAAGAAUCUACCUUGGUAAAGGCUUCAGAGUCCUGUAUGGAAAAGAAUGUAUCCAUGGAUACAAGGCUUUCUGAUACGGAUUCAAACCUUGGGGGAUGGGAAGGUGAUCUAGUAACCUGGUCUCCAUCAGCCUGGAUUACACAGGCUCAAGUUUCAGAGACCAGGAUGGAAAAGGCUCAGGCCUGGGAGACCCUUGCUUUGGAGGCUCAGGCAAGAGUUGCUUUACAACCCAAGCUCAGUAUCACAGAAUUACCAACAGUGAUACCCCUGAAACAGGAAUCCUUACAGUUGGUGAAAAGGAUGAGUAACAAAAGCACUGAAGGCUUCCCUGCCCGGCUCCUGUGGUCCAGCAAGGUUGAGUACGUCCUGGCCCUCAUGGGCUACAUGCUGAUGCCAUCCGGACUCUUGCGCUUUGUCUCAUACUGGGUUCACAAAGGAAGCUGGAGCUUCUUUAUAGCGUACAUUUUAAUGCUGUUGGGCAUUGGGAUUCCUCUUCUCUUUCUGGAGAUGGCAGUUGGUCAGAGGUCACAGCAGGGCAGCGUGGAGCUAUGGAAGAACCUGAGCCCCUGGUUUGGUGGAGUGGGAUACAGCAUGGUUAUGGUGUGCUUCAUCAGUAACACCUACCUGAACGUGUUCAAUGCCUGGAUCCUUUUCUACAUGAGCCACAUAUUCCACUUUGUUGCCCCGUGGGAGAAGUGUCCCUUACAAAAGAAUUCCAGUGACUUUGAUCCUGAGUGUGAACAGGCAACAUCCUACACGUACUUUUGGUACCGGCAGACCUUGAAGGCCUCAGACAGAUUUGAGGAUGGAGGGCAACCGUCCUUCAGCCUGGGCAUGUUUCUCUUUCUGGCCUGGUGUCUCAUUUGUGUUUUCAUGGUCAACGGGAUCAAGUCCAUUGGGAAGAUCAUAUGUGUCUUGAUGCUGGUUCCCUAUCUCAUCAUGUUCUGCUUCUUAAUUCGGACUCUGUCAAUGGGCAGCACAGAAUACGGACUAAAAUACCUGCUGAUUCUCAAGGUGGCGAGCAUCUUCGACUUAACUAUGUGGUGCCAUGCAGGGAUCCAGAUUUUGUUUGAUAUUGGCCUGGGCUUUGGCCCCAUUGUCUCCUUAUCCUCACACAUGCAUGACUUCAACAACUGUCUGGCCGAUGCCAGCUUUAUGGCUCUGUUCAAGAUAUUCACCUUGUUGAUCACCACGCCCUUCAUCCUCUCCAUCCUGGGCUUCUGGGCCACUAUAACCACACAUCACUGCUGUCAGAGGAACACAAAGAAACUUAUAAUGCUGAUAGCCCAGGGGAUCCUGCCUCCUGAGGUGCAGCCCCCUGACCUGCAGGACAACCCGACCUCCAUCUACAAUUACUGGCUCUACAGCCUCCCUCCACCCUUGAGGAACACCGUCCUCAGCAUGGUGCCUGAAUGCAACAUCCAGAAGCAGUUUCUGAAGAUUGAGGAUAGCCCUCGCUUCCUGUUCCUGAUCUUCACUGAGGUCAUCUCACUAUUACCUGGGUCUGCCUUCUGGACUAUGCUCUUCUUCCUGUUGCUGCUGGGACUGGGGUUGGGUUCCAAUCUCAUGUUCAUGCUGGGCAACAUUUUGACACUCCAGGACACCUUCCCCUUCUGCAGAAGACAGCCGAAGAUGCUCACAGUGUGUGUUUCCAUGGUGAUGUUCCUGGCUGGCCUCAUCUUCAUCCAACCUUCAGGCAUCUACUACUUUUCACUGCUGAAUGAGUACUGGGUAGUGGUGCCCAUCAUCAUCAUCAUCAUAUGCGAAACCCUUGCUGUGGCCUGGGCCUAUGGGGCCAAGAGGUUCCUUGCAGACAUGAUGGUUCUGCUAGGCCACCCCGUUUUCCCUGGCUGUGACUGGCUGUGGCGCUAUGUGUCUCCAGUGGUGCUGCUAGGCCUCUUAAUGUCCAUCUUUGCAUACCUUGUCCAGGGACCCCUUGUCUACAUGGCCUGGGACUCAAGCACUUCAAAAGAGGUGGUUCGUCUUUUCCCAGUGUGGUCCUUGAUCCUGAUUGCUGGGCUGUCUGUCCUUGUCCUCUUGCCCAUCCUUGCAUACUUUGCAUACUGCCUCACCCUGGGGAUUCCCUUCAGAGCUACACCAUCCCAUAACCUUCUGUCUACAAAAGAGGCCUCAAAGGAUAUCCUACAAGGCUACAAAACAGAGUCCUAAUGAGCCUGUCAGCAGAGCCCCCAACUUCCCUCAUCAGGCCAGACAGCUUGCAUCUCGUACAGCAGACCAAAGGGGCAGCUCCGAACAGCAGCUUAAAGCCAUCACCAGCCUGGAUGCCCAGGGCAGAGGAGCUGUGGGGCCUGCUGGCUUUGCAGCACGUUCCUGGCUGGGCUCUUCCAUUGCCAUACAGUGUGUCCCCAGACCCUUGCUCAGUGCAUGUGAGUGUUCAGUGCAGCCAGGUUUAGCCUGCCAGCCCUGCUCCUGGUCUGUGGGUCUCCUGCAGGGAAGUGCGGGGCUGCUGGCCAAUAAAUCAGUCACUGUA